CUUCAAGCUACCAACGUCAUCUAAUUUUCCAGACAGAAGAAGCACAGCCAUUCACGACCAGGAAAACCCCGGUCGGACUGAUGGAGAAACGCACAAGUCCAAAUAGAGCUUCGGCAGGGGUCUCGGCCCCGCGCCGGAACCCGAACCCGAACCCGAACCACGCGGUCCCGCAGCUCAACUGCGAGCUCUGCCGCGACCGCAAGGUCAGGUGCGACAAACUCGACCCCUGCACCAACUGCGUCUCGGCCGGCGCGGUCUGCGUCCCCGUCCACAGGCUGCGGCUGCGGCGCGGCCGGCACGCGCACCGCUCCUCCGCCCCCGUCGACGACGACCUGAAGAGGCGCAUCCGCAGGCUCGAGGCCCUCAUCAGCGACGCUGGGCCGGUGGGGGCGGGAUCUGGGCGAGUGGGGCUGUCCGGUGCAGAUUCGGAUCCCCGGCGCAUCGCUUCGGUUCUCCCAGGCGUCACAUAUUCGGAUCCGGAGGCUUCCAAUUGGCCAGAGAAGCGAGCACUUUUGGUGCAACGGCCUGACCACUUCUGGGCGGACUUGGCUGAAGAAAUCCAUGGGCUCCGCGACGUCAUAGAAUCAGCGCCGAAUGAGGCCGAAGACGAUAGCGCCCAGACGCCAGAACCCGCACAACUCGGCUCGGUCCACCGCGGCAUCAGUAUUCUAGGCUUAUCGGGGUCAAGCAAUCCUGACUUUAUCCCACGCAACUUUGACUAUGCCCACCCCGCUGUGUCACACAACAGGGCGAUCGCAAGUCAGCUCUGUCAGGUCUAUCUCCAACAGGUCGACCCCAUCAUCAAGAUUCUUCACCGUCCGUCACUGAAGAAGUUGAUGCUACAGGGGGGAGGCUACCUGGGGUAUCCAGACGGACACGCGUCGGUGGAAGCUCUGAGCUCGGCAGUGAUGUAUUCCGCCGCGAGCAGCAUGACGGACAAUCAAUGCCAGGCAACGUUCCGUACCGACAAGUCCAGCCUCAUGGCAAACUGUCGGAGGGCAUGCGAGGCCGCUAUCGAGAGGUCGGGUUUGCUGACAACAAGAGAUAUCACUGUACUUCAGGCUUUCGUUUUGUAUCUUCUUGCCAGGCGAUCCGAAGAACGAAGCAGGGCAGUAUGGACCCUGCUCGCUGUAGCCGUCAGGAUUGCAAAGGCUUUAUCCCUCUACCUCGACCCAGAGCAGGUGGGACGGCACGAGACCUUCUUCGCCCAGCAGAUGCGGAAGCGACUCUGGCUUACCAUUUGCCUGAUGGAUGUGCAGGCCUCUUUCGGCCUGGCCUCGCAACCGCUCAUCGCCCUCAAGGAGGCCAUGACUUCCUCCGAACCACCAAGCCACAUCAACGACUCCGACUUUGACCUGACCACAACGCAUCCAAUCCCUGACAGGGAGGGGCUCACCGACACCACUUUUGCCAUCAUCACGUACAAGCUGCAGCUCCUCGGGCGUCUUACCAACUUUGGCGCAGACGAAGAGAAGUCAUGCUGCUGCAGCGGCGACGGCGCCGAGUCAGACAUGGCAGCGCGACAGCAGCACGUCCAGCGAUUCGAGCAGCAAGUCCUCCAGCUCCUCCACCUAUGCGACCCAGAAUCGUCCCCCUACGCCUGGUUCACCCUGCACAGCGCGCAGUGCUUCGCAGCCGGCGCGCGCGCCUGCGUCCUGCGCCCGCUCCAGCGCCUGCGGGAGGGCGCGCGGCCGCCGCCGGCGCGCGUCGGGGGCGACACGGAGCUCCUCCAGCUGGGGGCGCGGGUCCUCGAGAAGGCGAUGCUCGUGCACACGGACCCCCGCGGGGAGGGGUUCCGGUGGUACGUGACGAUCCCGUGGCACGCGCUGGCUAUCACCGUUGCCGAGUGCUACAUCUGCGCCGACGCGGAGCUCGUGCGCCGCGUCUGGCCGACGGUUGAGACGUCGUACCGGCUUCAUGAGGGUGUUAUUGCGCGGUUGAGGGGCGGGAGGCUGCGGGGGCCGCUGGGGAAGCUGAUGGAUCGGACGCGGGAGAAGUUGGGCCCGAUACUGCAUGACAGCGAUGAUGCGAGAGGGAAUCCGAGCUUUGGCAUUGCUGACAGCUCGGCAGAGAUCUCAGUCACGCCAGUAUCAGGGUCCGGUACUGGGCUAGGUGAGGGCCUGGCUGAUACGUUGCGGGAAACCAGUAUUUCGCCUGCGAGCCCAGAUCCGGCACUUGGGGCGGCCUAUAUGCCAUCAACACCACUGCUUCCGCAGCCGAGUUUGGCCUCGACAUCCUCGCCGUCGUUUGGGGACCAGCCUUUGUUAGCCGCUUCCUUAUCUCCAGGAGGCCCAGCUUCGGCGAAUGACGAGCUGGACCAGUCUUGGGGGUUAUGGGAGGAAUUCGUAUCUGACAUUUCUUUUGAUGACUUUACAAGUCCUGAUAUGUUCUUUGGGGAAAACAAUAUGAAUGGGUCUUAGCGAAGCGCACCAUAUAGAGUCGAGGCUUCUGAUUUCUAGCCACCACUCUGAGGAUAUUGUUCUCUGCGUAGGCCAAACCAACAAG
Molecule: messenger RNA, 2505 nt
Organism: Phialemonium atrogriseum
Lineage: Eukaryota; Fungi; Ascomycota; Sordariomycetes; Cephalothecales; Cephalothecaceae
Product: fungal-specific transcription factor domain-containing protein
Exons: 4
Coding region: 81-2420 (779 amino acids)
Biological process (GO): regulation of DNA-templated transcription; DNA-templated transcription
Molecular function (GO): DNA binding; DNA-binding transcription factor activity, RNA polymerase II-specific; zinc ion binding
Source: RefSeq, a predicted model, not a curated record